CGGAAGCGUCAAAGCGUCGGGGGCUGAUGGCGUCACGGGAGCGACGACGCGGAAGUCGCGGCAGCAGCUGGUGCAGGAGGAGCAGGUGGCAGCGGCGGCGAUUAUACUCUCAGGGAUGACUCAGUUGGGUGCCAUAGCAGCUCUAGCUGCCAGCCUGGUGGCCGCUGCUCUUUUUUCUGCAAUACACAAGAUCGAGGAAGGGCACAUUGGUGUUUAUUACAGGGGAGGAGCCCUGCUGACAUCCACCAGUGGCCCUGGCUUCCACCUAAUGCUCCCUUUCAUUACCUCCUAUAAAUCAGUACAGACAACAUUGCAAACAGAUGAAGUAAAAAACGUUCCAUGUGGCACAAGUGGAGGAGUGAUGAUCUAUUUUGACCGAAUUGAGGUUGUGAACUUCCUAAUCCAAAGUGCCGAUUUACGCCCCACUUUUCAAUCAAAUGAGUUUCAAGGCGGCAUGCAACAAACAGUAUAUGACAUAGUGAAGAACUUCACUGCAGAUUAUGACAAGGCUCUCAUCUUCAACAAGAUCCACCAUGAGCUCAACCAGUUCUGCAGUGUCCACACUCUCCAGGAAGUUUACAUUGAAUUAUUUGAUCAGAUUGAUGAAAACCUGAAACUGGCUCUCCAGCAAGACCUGACAUCCAUGGCACCAGGACUCAUCAUACAGGCAGUCCGAGUCACAAAGCCAAACAUCCCAGAGACAAUUCGGAGGAAUUACGAACUCAUGGAGAGCGAGAAGACAAAGCUGCUGAUUGCAGCUCAGAAGCAGAAGGUGGUGGAGAAGGAGGCCGAGACGGAGCGCAAGAAGGCUCUUAUUGAGGCAGAAAAAAUAGCCCAGGUGGCUGAAAUAACAUACGGGCAGAAGGUGAUGGAAAAAGAAACUGAAAAGCGAAUCUCUGAGAUUGAAGAUGCUGCAUUCCUUGCUAGAGAGAAGGCGAGGGCAGAUGCGGAAUGUUACACUGCUUUGAAGAUGGCAGAAGCCAACAAGCUAAAACUGACUCCAGAAUACUUGCAGCUGAUGAAGUACAAAGCAAUUGCCACCAACAGCAAGAUCUACUUUGGCAAAGAUAUUCCAAACAUGUUCAUGGACCACGCUGGGACUCCCACAAAGUCUUCAGAAGGACCCACAGAGGAGCAGAGAGAUGAAAACUGGCUAGGAGCAGGGGAGGGUUUGUGAAUCUUGAGUCUGGCCAACGGGGCAACCUGAUCUUUGAAUGAAUGGAACUGACGCGAAGCGCCUCUCCUCAAUGUGAUUUCUUUCUCUCUUCUGGGAUGUCGGAGAAGAGCCAGGCAAAGCUGUGCUUUUUUUAUUUAAAAAAAGGUGUUGGGGGGAGGCAGGCUGGUUUGUUGGAAGCACAUAAUGGGACAGCUUCCUGACUUAUUUCUCAGCAGUCAGAUUCACUGUCAUGUUUGUCUCGUGCGGAUGGAGAAAGCAACACUGAAUCACACUAAAGAGGCUGCAGCAUUUUCCUGAUGGACUCUGCAGCCAAUCAGUUUCCUUGCAAUUAAAGAAGGGGAGCCUUUUCUUGCUAGAAACUGUUCUUUCCUCUGGCAGAUAUGCACAUGUUACAAGUCAAGUCCAACAGGUGGGUAAUAAGCAUCUUACCCAGCAAACUCAGCAAUCGGAAGGCGUUUCUUUCUCUUUCUGUCUCUCUCUCUCUCUCUCUCUCUCUCUCUCUCUCUCUCUCUCUCUCUCUCUCUCUCCUUUCUUACUGGUCUUUGAGUGCUUGAUGUAGCCCAAAUUUGAUAAUAUGCACACCAGCUGGAUACCAACCACAUGUCCUUCCUGGAUUAUUAGGAUUCAUGAGCAUGCUGUCCAACCGUUGGAUUUUACCUGUAGCAUAUAUGUUGACCCCAUUCCACCCUCAAAUAAAGGUGCUAUGUUUUGAAUUAAAACACA
Messenger RNA from Lacerta agilis (Sand lizard), 1900 nucleotides. It is a transcript of the gene ERLIN2, whose product is annotated as ER lipid raft associated 2. Gene Ontology annotation, molecular function: cholesterol binding; ubiquitin protein ligase binding. The transcript is spliced from 13 exons. The record is from RefSeq and is a predicted model, not a curated record. The coding region runs from base 116 to 1177 and encodes 353 amino acids. Lineage: Eukaryota; Metazoa; Chordata; Lepidosauria; Squamata; Lacertidae. Gene Ontology annotation, cellular component: endoplasmic reticulum membrane; endoplasmic reticulum. Gene Ontology annotation, biological process: SREBP signaling pathway.